CUCGGGACACAAUCCGACGGCAACGGGACUCUGAUCCACACGACGCAAAGUUUACCUCAUCACUUCAAGUGCGGGAUACGAGUUGGAAGGAUGUGUUUGCGUUUCGCUGCCGCUGAUAUCGCGGAAUUCACUAUCAGUUUACAGGAGCAGAGUCGGGCCGGUCUGGACCCAGCAAAAAGUGUCUGAAGCCUGAUAGCAGCACUGUCGAAGCCGAGGAGAUACAAAGUCAGACACAGACGCUGAGAGUGGGAGAGCAUAAUAAACUAAGUGAUAUUAGUGCGGUGUGAUGGAUGGUCGCUUUCGGUGGAUUGAAUCGCUUGAUUGAUAUUAAGUGGAAGAGUGGAAAAUUGGCAUGAAAUUGGAGAUUUUUGAGACGUUCGGUGGAAAUUUGGUUCAGUGAGAAGAAGAAGAAUAAAAUGGUGAAUUGAGUGAAGAGAUUAAUAUAUUGAUUGUGAGCGCACUAGUUGUUGAAUGCAUAAUUGUGUAAACCGCGUAAAGCGAAGCAAUAAUUGUUAACGUAAAAUUUAGUGACAUCGGUAAUUUCUACAUACUUCAGCCUUCGGAGAAUAUCAUCGCAAUUGUAUAAUAAAACAGCCAGACUUGCGCCAGGUUAAAAAGUAUUCGAAAAUUAAAAUAGUUGACAGUUUACGGUGAGGAACAUCGGUUCAGGCACAUAAUUGCCCCACAUAGAGGAAGUAAGUGGGCGAACACAUAAACCGUGAAUAACAAGCUGCUGAAAAGAAGGAAAAUAAGCUCGUUGACAGUGUGUCCCAUAUGUGGAAAAUAAGGUGAACGACGGUGAAAAAUUUGCUUCGGUUUUUUUUCCUCUUUUUCCUUUUAUUAAUAUUUUUGAAACGUACAUGAUGAUGAUGCGGCUGCUUUCCCUUGGCUGAGCUCUCGGGAAGAAUAGAACAAGCGACGGCACAACGUCAAAGUGUAUUUUCGUAGCCCCGCUGCAGGCCGUAUUCAAGUGCAGAAUAGCGAAGGAUAAAAAAUAUCAAAACAUUCCCCAUACAAUCAAAUAACAUUACUUUACACACCUUUCUCUAUAAACGGAGUAAUAACAUCACAUUCCACUAGCCGCUUUUUGGUGUGGCACUUCCAGACGGCAGUCAUAAGCUUGGGCUGAGUGCGACUGCUGCGAAGUCUGGAGCAAGUGCUGUUGCCCUGAAAAGGCGAGAUCAUAGCGUACCACCUCCCACCCAUCCACCGCCAGCCAUUCCACCCACCACCGAUUACAGACCUGGUAGAGAGGGAGGUCGGAAAAGCGCGCACGACGCCGGCUUCUGCUUUCCCCGCUUUUUGGGGCGUGCGGGGGUGUGCUGUUGUUACCGUCAGCACCUUUUUUUUGUUGCUCUCUGUGCUUCCGCUUCACACACUCAUUCAGGUUCUCCGGCAAUCGGUGGAACGCGGAACGCGCGGAGAGGAUACAGGACUCGUAUUCCUGCACAGAGCAAUCGGGGCGCGAGAGUGAGCUAACCCUCGCCUCACUCCUCCAGUGAUAUCAACAGAACUCCAGAACUCCAUUAAAUUGAAGCGGAAAAAAGAAAACUAAAAAAAAACGAGAGUGAUAGAGUGAAAGAGAGGGAGAGCGGAAAACGAGGAAGUGAGAGAAUUUAACGAGCGAUCCGUGAGUGGGAAAGAGAAAAAGAAGCAGCUCAGCAGCAAACGGCAGCGCGGAGGAACACGGAGCUCGUAUAAUCAAUUGGCAAACUGGGCACUCAUGGGACACCGAAACGCCGAGGGGCCGGACAUGAGCCUCCUGUGAAAAACUUAACCGUCAGUGACGUCAAACGUCUAGUGUCAGGAAUGCACAGUACUGAAAAUGUUGCUGUGGAACCGAUCAGUGAUCACCCAGCCAAUGUACAGCCAGUGCGGACCCUCAACGCCACCAGUGUUACAGCCAUGGGACACACGACAGUCACACCAAACGCACCGGUAAUCCAAUCAUCGGUUUCAUCAACUCCGAACCUCAUCGGCAGCACAGGGUUGGCCAAAGACUGCGCCGGCUGCGGGAAACGCAUCACCGAGCGUUUCCUGCUGAAGGCACUCGACCUGUUCUGGCAUGAGGAUUGCCUCAAAUGUGGCUGUUGCGAUUGCCGGCUCGGUGAGGUCGGCUCCACGCUGUAUACGAAAGCAAACCUGAUACUAUGUAAGCGAGAUUAUCUUAGAUUGUUUGGCACUACCGGAUACUGUGCCGCGUGCAGCAAGGUGAUACCGGCGUUCGAAAUGGUCAUGCGUGCCAAAAAUAACGUCUAUCAUUUGGAAUGUUUCGCCUGUCAGCAGUGCAACCACCGGUUCUGCGUGGGUGAUCGUUUCUAUUUAUGUGAUAAUAAAAUUUUAUGUGAAUACGACUACGAGGAGCGUUUAGUGUUUGCCAGUAUGGCAUGUAACCCAUCUAGCUUAGCACAUAUAAGGAGGCAAGUUAGUAAUUUACAGCCAGCCGGAGAAAACCUCAUCGGUAAUGUCGGCAGUGGACGUAUGCCGCCAGCCGUUAAUCGACCUGCAUACGUAGCAGAUAAAAUGGGCCUCACGCAGCAGCAACAGCACCAGCAACAGGGUUCCCAACACCAACAGUCAUCCCCUGCAUCGGCCAAUCAGCAUCCACACCACCCUCAGCCGCCCCAACAGUCACCGCAGCAAUCACUCGGCGGAGGACAUCUGCAGAAUCCCGCCCAGCAGCAGCAUCAUCCCAGCAAUCUAGGACCACAUCGAGACGACGGCUCCAGUGGCUACGGAAGCCCGGACUCGGAAACGUUCGAGACGCCUUCCUCCCAAUGACGGCCAGUUGCCUAAUUUUGUUAGGCAAGCUAGUUGUGAGUGUUGCUCGUUCAAGGGCGCCGAUUUAUACUAGAAGAUACGUUCGUUACCAUAUACGCAAAACACAAGUUAAAACAAGUUAGAGGGAAAUGCUUCUGAAUUCGAUCACUUGUGAAUUGGAUUGCAUAAUUUAUUUCCGCAAUUGACGCACAACGAAAGCGAUUAGAAGCCCAAUUUUGGCAACUCAAUGGGUUCUUCAAAACAGUUAUUAGGAUGCCAAAAAAAUCCUUCUUUAUAUUUGAAAGGCUUUAAACUUUGCAGUUCACUCGCCUCUAAAGUCCACAUCAAGAGCGUUCCGAGGUUUCGCUUUCGGCAUUACAAAAGCGACAUAUAUCAUCUUGUGCUGAACCUAUGUUCUUAAGAUGGUAUUUACUCGGGCAGUGUCCUGUUACAAGACCAGUGAAUGUGCUUGAGUCUUUCCUAUUAAGGCUUAGCAGUUGUUGAGUAAUUUUAAUACUGGGCUUAAUAUUUUUUUAAAAACUAGAUAAGAAGCAUUAUCAAAGACACCUUCGAUGUCAAGAAACGCGCAUAGAGUGGUUUCUUUUGACAAGAGAGUUACAAGCUUUGUUACUAGCGUGUGUAGCGCUGUUACUGUGGAUUUGCCUGAUUGGUAGGCAAACUGGUAUUUAGAUAAUGGGCAUUUGGACAUGCAUACAGACUUUAUGUAUUCAUACAAUACUUUUUCCAUAGUUUUCAGCACUAUUGAUGAUAAACUAAUUGGUCUGAAUGCCUUUGGGAGUGAUUUGUCACGAUUCCCCGCUUUUGGAAUGAAAACUACUUUAACAAGUCUCCAUAUCGAAGAAGUGUGCUCUAGGCUUGCCUUAAAAAUCUCGAUUAGAGGUGGAAAUAGUUUUGAUUCUCCAUUUUGAAUCAGGGCUGGAAAAAUUCCAUCUGCACCUGCAGAUUUGUAAGGUAGAAAGGAUCUCACCGCGUUAACUACUCUGACUCUCGUGAAGACUAACCCAGCAACUAUGUUAGCGACAUCCUUUGCACUUUCAGGUCUUGUGGGGUGCCAUCAAGAGCAUUUUGUGUCGCCAUUAUAGCCAGGAUUUGUAUUCGAGUGGACAGAUGUAGAUCCCGGAAAGUGAGUCUUCAUCAGUAAGUCUAGUACUUCUGAGGGAGUUUUUGUAAACGAACCGUCGUCCUUUUGAAGGGAACCUAGCCCGUUUGAGAAGUCUUUUGCCAGAGUCUUAUUGAGUCUAGCAACGGUUGGAGUACUUUCAAUGCUGUACUCAGUUAGAGCCGUUUUGUAUUGAGACCAGUCCGAAGUAAUUUUUGCUCUGUUGAACAGUUUCAGCGCUGUUUUGCGAAGCUGUUCAAGUCUUUUAUUCCACCAAGGAACUUUUCUUGUCGAAGAAACUUUUCUUAGUGGGCAAUUGUUGUUGUAGACAGAGACUAUCGUUUCGUUUAAUUCUUUUGAGGCUGAUUCAAGCUGCUGAAUCGACCGUAUUUUUGAGUUUAGAGGUUUUGACUCGAGUUCAAGGGAAUACCGAUCCCAGUUGGUUUUUUGGGAUCUCGGUAUUCUCGCUGAACUGUCAUGCCACCAUCCCAUUCAAAAAUAAUGUGUCUAUGAUCAGACAAAGACGCCUCUUUGGAAACGUGCCAGUUAUGAACCUUGUCAAGAAUAACCGGGCUACACAGCGUUAGGUGUAAGACUUCUUGUCUGAUUGCGUUCAUGAAUGUUGGUUCAUUUCCUUUGUUAGCAAUAUCUAUGUUGUUUUGACGAGAGAAAUUCUAAAAGACACUCUCCUCGGUAGUUGAUGUCGGUACUUGCCCACAUUGUGUGAUGAGCGUUGGCAUCACAUCCGAUGAUGAAGUCCUUGUUGAUUUCCCUACAGUAGGAAAUUAGUGCCGCACCUUAUCACGAUUCUUACGUGGAUUUUAGGUGUUGGGUAACGGGGAGCUCACCGGGCGGUACAACGGGACGGGGUUUUCACGGGCAGCGAUUCGUGAAUGCCUUUCCCUGUCUACUAAGCUCUGGACGGUGCCCAAGCACGUGCAUCGGCAGUAGAGUGUACAAAUAACAAGGGAAUCUUCUAGCAACAGCAGAUGACUGAACUAUAGCCACCAAUAACCAACGAAAUUGCAUGAAAAAACUACGGGCUUCCGGAAGCGAGCAACACUCAACAUUUUACUUCCGUUUUACGUAAGGAUAGUCCCAUUUGAUAUCUAUCAUUAGGUGACAUGGUUUUUUUACGUGGAUUUUCCAAUUAACGCGGUUUUUUCACGAGGUACGUAUCCCCCGCGUAAAAAAAAACCUGGGUGUAUUUUUAUUUUCUUAUUUUGUAACUGCCAGUCAGCGUUUUCCUACCAAAAAGCUCAACGACGACCCCUAAGGAUCGACGCGGGGCUGAACGUGUUAAUACGCCUCAAUUAUAUUCCAAAUGGCAUGUUCAAAAUAACGCGGUCACAGGGCAAAUUGGAAGAAGUUUCUUGGACGAAAUUCAUACGGGAUUUAUAUCCCAAGCUACUCUCACGAUUGCCCUGGCUAGUUAUACGUUUAAACGUGGCUAACCUUUAGGCCACGAAAGCCCUGUCCUUACUUGUUUGCAUGUAAAAUUUAAUUCCCGUUAGAAUAACUUCAAUUUAACUGCAGUUCUACCCUUUUUCUAUAUGAGCUUUCAAUAUUGACCAGUAUUCUUCAAUUGGCCUUAGAUCCCGGAGUAUUGGCCGGAUUCAUCUCCUUGAGAAUUACUGAAACCCACCCAUUUUCGCUGUAUCAUUCUUUGGUUAAGUUUGAGUAUCGGCAACUUGUUAAGUCUCCGGCUAGAAUAGACAAUCCAGCUCAUGAUGCUCCACAAAAGGCAGUAGCCUCUUCCUACUGAUAAAUUUGCUGGUUCAGUCAAGAAACUUUUUGGGGAAUUUCGAUUUCUUCUCGAAUUUACAUUCUUCCGAGGCACUUUUUAUCUAAUUUUGAAGACAUGCCUGAGUUCCUCGGUAUACCUACAUCAACACAGAUGUGCGGGUUUUCCAAUGAGAACAUGCUACGACAGCGCCUUAGAGGAAAGACAUUGUAGGCUGUCAGAUGCCGGUCGCUACAUCCUUUCAAUGUAUCUGGAGUUCUUUCUACGUUGAAAACGCUCUAUAGCAGACCAGAAGCUAUCGUCCAAGCUGCUUCAAGAAAAAAAUCUAAGAUGAGCCAGAUGCUAUGACUGAUGCUAAGAUCGUUAGGAAAAUCUCAAGCAGAACUGUCAGUGGGGAACUCAAUUCAGGGAAGUCAUCUCGGUCCUUUGAUAUUUUUGAUCUACUUCAAUUAUGUGAAUCUAGUACUGGAGGGCCUCAGCUCGCUGUUUUUCCACGUGAAAUCCGAGAUUGACGUAUUAUUUUUCCAACGACAAUUGGAAAAGACCCAAUUCAUUUCAGCUACCAUCUUGAUGGUGUUUCACUAGCCAGAGUCGAAUGUGUUGGGGAUCUGGGUGUUUAUUUGGUCGCCAAGCUCAACUUCAAAGCACAUGUCAACUACGUCGUCGGUGUAGCCUCCCGCAGCCUUGGGUUCAUUAUGCGAAUUGCGAGAGAUUUCACCGAUGUAUUUUGUUUGAAAUCACUAUUCAGUGCUUUAGUUCGCCUAACGCUGGAAUAUUGCUAAUCGACUUGGAAUCCAUAUUACCUGAAUGGAGUCAACAGAAUUGAAGCCGUACAGAAACGGUUUAUUCGGUUCGCUUUGCGGCGUCUACCGUGGAACAACCCUCAUCAGCUGCCAUGUUAAGAGAGCCGAUGCCGACUUAUAAAUCUAGAAACGCUACACAUACGGAGAGAUCUAAUCCGCGCUAAUGAUGGCUAGAACAGAAUGCCCAGUGAUUCCUGAAAACAUCAGUUUUAACGUUCAAUCUCGAACUCUGCGAAACCACGUCUUCCUUCGAGUACCUUUCCGUCGGACUAGCUAUGGAUGCAACUCAGCCGUUCCAGACCUAAAGCGGCUGUUCAGUAAAGUAGCUUCAGGUUUCGACUAUCAUAUUUCACGAAGUACGGUUCGGCGAAAUUUCAUUAUUAUGGUGAGAAAUGUUCAUUAACAUCAUUAAGACAGCAAAGUGUCUGUUGCUUUACCAAAUAAAUAAAUGAACACAAGAAGAAAAUGUCAGUAAGGAACUCGUUAUGUUGGCUCCUAUGUUGGUCCAAUAGGAGUUCAAUUUGGACGUCACCUAUGUGGUCUAGAUACACGGGUAAACUUUGCCCACACGGUUGAAAAUUCGAUGGCAACCAUAGAAGCAUGUGCAGUGCAGGACUUCAUGUACUCUUCAUAUAAGACUCUCGCCAACGUUUCAGUUGAACUAGGCAAAUUAAUCCCGAGACAAUCUUGCCCCAAAACUUGUGAACUUCAGAUCCUACAUUCUAUACUCCAUCGCGAAGGAUGCAAGUACAAUCGUUCAGAGCGCUACCAACGCUCCACACUGAAGCCUCACGAAAGACUUAGCGUUCAUCUCGCAUGUGAACGUACGUACGUACGUACAAAACUACGUUUAAAUACAUUACUUAAACUUGAUCUGAUACACGACUCGACAAACCCUAAAUGGUCGAACACUACAAAUAUGUCAACAUCACCUUGGCAAUCUGAUGUUCAACUUACGAGUUAUAGCUGUUCAACUAAUGCUGUUUAUUGUAUGCUUCAAAUCAAGAGAAAAUCUGAACCUUAUCAUAGCGUUGAAUUACAUACGCGGUUGCUCCUCCCAAAUAUGACAAAAAUCAACUAUCCAAGUCGCUUUCUGGGAUGUGUACACAUCUUUACUAGAUAUUUUUGACAUUUUAGUUGUUAAUGUUUCUGAAACGAAGCUCACCAAAGAACCAUAAUCAUAAUCACGAUUGUUUCAAUCCUCGACUCAUUAAAACUACCGACAAAUAUUUAGCACGAUCGAAUUCAGAAGCAUCUUAUCGUCUCACCUUGAACAAAUCAAGAUUUUUUGAGUCACAGAGCCAUACUAAGAAAGGGAGCAGGAACAUUUUCGUUGAAGGUUCCCGGUUCAAACGUGGAAUGAUUUGGAUACAUAGUCUAGUCGAAAUGAACUAAGAAUACUGGUAAUAUAAUUCCCCAAGAUAAAUCAAAGAUAUGAAACGAAUUACUGUUUAUCUCUUAGUAUUUAAGGAGAAAGUUGUUAAUUUAUUUUAAUUCUUGCACUGUAAAUACAAUUCAAAGAAGGCAAAAGGAUAAGCUACUCGAAUCAAUAGGCAAAUUUACAACAAAAAAAUGAAGAUACGAAACGGUUGAGGCAAGGGUCUAUUGAGCAAGAUAAACGAAUCAAUGUAAUUAUCCGGUAACUAGUGUAAGCAGGUUAAGUAUUAGAACGAAUCAUUUUAAAGAAUUAAAUUUUGAAUACAUAUCUCUGUAAUUUUCAAUGCCAUUUCUGCACACACACGCGCGAACACAGAAAACAUAGACCAACUUUUGAGGAAUACCUAAAUUUAUGAUGCAGAAUUUUCACAGUUCUCUAUUGUUUGAAAAUUUCGUCGGGCGAAAAUGUACAACGUAUGUUUUCUAGUAUUCUGUUUUGGAUAUUCAAACAAAUUACGUUUCUGUUAGAAGAAAAUUUACGCAAAACUCGAAAGUUAUGCCAUUUUUCGUAUCAAUGCAUCCAAUUGCUAGGAUCGCAAGUAUGAAGAUUAAGAAUGAUCUAUGUUUGCGAGCAAACAUGAAAGUAUUAUACGAUUAAAUAAGCAUUAUUUAUGAAAACGAUAAAACAACACACAUAUAUUGUAAAUAUGAAAAUUUUCCUAAGAAGAAAUCUGGUGCA
Messenger RNA from Toxorhynchites rutilus septentrionalis, 8543 nucleotides. Its product is annotated as LIM/homeobox protein Lhx6-like. Gene Ontology annotation, biological process: positive regulation of transcription by RNA polymerase II. Gene Ontology annotation, molecular function: transcription coactivator activity; DNA-binding transcription factor binding. The record is from RefSeq and is a predicted model, not a curated record. Gene Ontology annotation, cellular component: nucleus. NCBI's taxonomy places the organism in Eukaryota, Metazoa, Arthropoda, Insecta, Diptera, Culicidae. Bases 1810 to 2781 code for a protein of 323 amino acids. The transcript has 6 exons.